This is a messenger RNA of Scaptodrosophila lebanonensis, 1590 nucleotides long. RefSeq lists its product as uncharacterized. Gene Ontology annotation, biological process: negative regulation of transcription by RNA polymerase II; transcription by RNA polymerase II; positive regulation of transcription by RNA polymerase II. NCBI's taxonomy places the organism in Eukaryota, Metazoa, Arthropoda, Insecta, Diptera, Drosophilidae. The transcript is spliced from 2 exons. The record is from RefSeq and is a predicted model, not a curated record. The coding region runs from base 494 to 1570 and encodes 358 amino acids. Gene Ontology annotation, cellular component: negative cofactor 2 complex; nucleus. Gene Ontology annotation, molecular function: core promoter sequence-specific DNA binding; RNA polymerase II general transcription initiation factor activity; transcription corepressor activity.
UUUCCCCAGCCUCGUGAAAAUACCUUGGUUUCAUCAAUAUAAAGGCGAGCUCUCAAGCGCAGAAUGUAAACAAAUAAACAGACUCUUAUCAGGCCACUGUUUUGAUAAAGCAACACUAGCCAAAAUGAAGGUGAUAAACUGCAACACAUGUGACGCAUGUGAAGUGGUGGAAAACGCCUCGCAUAUAAUCUUCAGCUGUAUAAAAUAUACCACUACAAGACAGCAAUUCCCAACACUGCUAAAGUACAACAGCAUUUAUAACUUUUUUGCUAACGAAAAUACCAGCUCAUACAAAUCAAUCACACAAUUUCUAAACACAAUUAAGUCUAAUAUUUAAAUGCUAACAUCGCACUAAAAACACAAUUGGUGAUGGCGUUUUCCUCGUAACCAACGUGGACGGCCAAAUAAUUCUUUGCAUUAAACUGUGCAAAGUAACCUAAAUCAAAAAAAAAAAAAAAAAAAAUAAUCCUACUUUGCCAGGGUUAUAGCUAAAAUGCCGUCGAAGAAAAAGAAAUACAAUGCACGCUUUCCUGCGACUCGCAUUAAGAAAAUCAUGCAAAGCGACGAAGAAAUCGGAAAAGUUGCAUCAGCAGUGCCGGUCAUUAUUUCCCGCACAUUGGAGCUGUUUGUGGAAUCGUUGCUGACUAAGACACUAAGAAUUACGCACUCACGCAACGCCAAAACACUGUCCACCUCCCACAUGAAGCAGUGCAUCAUGUCGGAGCAGCGAUUUGACUUCUUAAAAGAGCUUGUAAAAAAUAUACCAGACAUCAGCGUGGCCGAGGAGGCAUGCAAUUAUAAUGACGAUAGCUCCCCCGAGGAGCAAUAUCCGGACUCAGACACGCCAUAUGAUCUUAGCCUGCCAUCAACGUCAAUGCAACGUGCCGUGCCCAACGGCGCCACCACGUUCGCGCGCUCAGUUAGCCUGAACGGAGCUGCAGGCGGAUUAAAGCGUCAUCACCAACAACCCGCCUCAAGUCCGGCUUCAGUUAUUGUCCAAAAUGCUGCCGUAUUUGCGCAAAUGCAACAGGAGCAGCAGCAUCAGCAGCAGGUGGGGUACUCUCCCGCCAAACUGGCCCGCUCUGAAUCCACGCCAGCCAGAACCAAUGUCCAUGCCUACCAUAGCAGACAAAUACGCGACACUGCCAUACCUGCACCAAUUAGCAGCUACGAGCUUAAUAAACCCAUUGUAAAAAUCGAAUAUAGCAAGAUUCCAACAAAAGGACUGGGCUCGCCUGAGGCGGCCAAUUGCAGCAGCGCCGGCGCCGUUGCUGAUGCGGCUUUUAACUUUGCCGCUCCAGUUAUUAACAUUGAUCUUACAAACAUAGUGGCUGCGGCGGCAGAGACUCCUGCACCAACAACAACUAUUUGCUAUGGAGCAACGUCGGCUAGUAAGAGCGACGACAAUGGUGAUGGUAACGACAGCAACAACUCCAGAGGAAAACUUACAGCCACUUUCAAUCACAUUUCUGGCGGGAGCAGCAACGCUCCGUUCAUUCCAAAGGCCACAGUAUCAGCGCCAAUAAAUGAGUCGUUUUUCGAAUUAGAUGAAGACUAUGACAAUAUUUAAAUACAUAGAUCUUAAAGUUU